UGUCCACAGGCCUAUCUUGUGAGCCAUCACACUGAGACCAUUUUAGAAGCUUCGCUUCACUUCACUUCACUUCUCACUUGCAUAAAAUUCAUCCCCUUUUUUAUUAUUUUCUUUUCUCUAUUGUUGCUAAUGGCUAAAAUGUUGGGGUUGUUGGUGGGUUUUUUGUUGGUGGGCUUGGCUGCCUCUGCCAAGUUUGAUGAACUCUUUCAGCCCGGUUGGGCUAUGGACCAUUUCAUCCAUGAAGGAGAACUCCUCAAGCUUAAGCUUGAUAACUAUUCUGGUGCUGGAUUUGGAUCCAAGAGCAAGUAUAUGUUUGGGAAAGUGACCAUCCAGCUCAAGCUUGUGGAGGGUGACUCUGCUGGAACUGUUACUGCUUUCUAUAUGUCAUCAGACGGCCCAAGUCACAACGAGUUUGAUUUUGAGUUCCUGGGCAACACCACUGGUGAACCUUACUCGGUCCAAACGAACGUGUACGUGAAUGGAGUAGGUAACAGGGAGCAGAGACUCAACCUCUGGUUCGACCCCACCAAGGACUUCCACACCUAUUCCAUCUUCUGGAACCAGCGCCAAGUUGUAUUCCUAGUGGAUGAGACGCCAAUAAGGGUGCACACAAAUUUGGAACACAAAGGCAUUCCCUACCCAAAGGACCAAGCCAUGGGGGUGUACAGUUCUAUAUGGAACGCAGAUGAUUGGGCCACACAGGGUGGUCGUGUGAAGACAGAUUGGAGCCAUGCGCCAUUCAUUGCGACCUACAAGGACUUCGAAAUCGAUGCGUGCGAGUGCCACGUGCCAGUGGCAUCAGAGGAUAACGCUAAGAAAUGUAGCAGCAGUGAGGAUAAGAAGUAUUGGUGGGACGAACCCACGUUGUCGGAACUCACAUUGCACCAGAGCCACCAGCUUAUGUGGGUUAGGGCUAACCAUAUGGUUUAUGACUAUUGCUCCGACACUGCUAGGUUCCCCGUGACACCUGCUGAGUGCGUGCAUCACCGUCACCACUGAAGGGGGAAUAGGAACUAUUAAUUAACAUGUUCUUCAUGUUUCACGUUGUAUUAUAUUUGCCCUAGCAUUAUCUGAAUUCUUUUAUUAAGUUGGUUCUUGUGCGAUCUAA
Messenger RNA from Cajanus cajan (pigeon pea), 1108 nucleotides. Its product is annotated as xyloglucan endotransglucosylase protein 6. The record is from RefSeq and is a predicted model, not a curated record. Gene Ontology annotation, cellular component: cell wall; apoplast. Gene Ontology annotation, molecular function: xyloglucan:xyloglucosyl transferase activity; hydrolase activity, hydrolyzing O-glycosyl compounds. NCBI's taxonomy places the organism in Eukaryota, Viridiplantae, Streptophyta, Magnoliopsida, Fabales, Fabaceae. Gene Ontology annotation, biological process: cell wall biogenesis; xyloglucan metabolic process.